CCUCUAAUUCCCACCAAGACGCGUUUAAGGGUGGAUGGACGGUGCGUACGUCCGUAUCUUCCGAAGAUAGGCGACUUCCGUUGUCUGUGCUGAUCACAAACCACUUUUAAACCGCGGGGAGAUAAAAAGAAGAAGAAGUGAUUGCUUUGUUUUGGUUUUGUUUUUUUAAAUCUAAAUCCCCGCUGGAUGUAAAAUCGCGUUGUCCGUUGCGAACACCGUGUUGCGAGGAGUUCAGUGAGGGUCCUUCACAGACGACUCCGUAUCGCCGCUUUCUGCGCUCUUUUCCUGAGACGGGAACUUUCACAAGGACAAAUCCCCCCCCCCAGAGGAUGCAACUGCUCCGAUCCUAAAUCGACUGAUCAUAAAACAGGGGAACUAAACUAACAACCGAAACCAAUAAGUGGCGUUACAAGUGAUGGAAAGUCAACGUGUGGAUCUGGAUGGCGAGCCGUCGUCUACAGGCGACAGGACGGCGAUGUGACCGUAGAAGAGAAGAAGACUGGACUGAAUAAAGAGCAUUGGAUUCAUUGUGACAAGUGGACUCGAUGCCAGAUAGGCUUUUAAUUUUUCCCCAUAAGUAAUGACCUGAUUCCCUCUCCACUUGAAGGCCAAUGGAAAAUUAAUAGCUGAAACUUGGCUUUUCUAAAGGUUAAGUAUGACCGCGGCUGCAGGUGUGCUUACAGGUUUGGCAAAGCUCAAACGGCAAGAUUCAGCACGGUCUCAGCAUCGCGCCGCACAACAAGCCGCUUCCCCGGGCCUUGGAAAUGCUGCUCCUGAAGCUGCCCCCAGAAAGAGGAAGCGCCGCUCUGACGUGGUGGUGGUGCGGGGCCGGCUCCGGCUCUAUUCUGCCUCGGGCUUCUUCCUCCUGCUGGGACUGGUCAUCCUUGCCAUGGGCAUCGGGAUGGCUACGCUGGGUUACUGGCCACAAAGAGAGGCCUCGUCGUUACCCAAAACACCUACAGGAGUUGGAGGGGGGUCCCAAAGGAUCACUGCUGGGGGAACCAAACUGGCUGCCAUAGGAGCCAAAAGUCCCACGUCAGGUGAAACUGAUGGAGUCAAAACGGCUGUCACCGAGGGAGGUGCAGAGGUGGACGCCGACACCGGUGCUGUCAGCAAUGUGCAAGGAAAGUCCUCCGUGCAGACAGGGGGCGCUCUGUCACGUUUCCUGGAACAGCAUCGUCAUUCGGAGAGGAUGAAGAUGCUAGGGCCGUUCACCAUGGGCAUUGGGAUCUUCAUUUUUAUCUGCGCCAAUGCCAUACUUCAUGAAAACAGAGACCGAGAGACAAAGGUAAUCCAUAUGAGAGACAUGUACUCCACAGUCAUUGAUAUCCAUCGCCUUCGACAGAGAGAGCGUAAACAGUACCACCACAAUGGCUCCUUCUGUAGUGGCUCCUUCUCUGGAGAGCCUGGGGAGCUUCGAACCGUCAGUGCAGAGAACUCCGGUGUGCCAAGGCUGGCUGGUAACACUCUCCUUGCCUUCUCUUCUCGUGUGGGUGGUUCUGUGGGAGGAGUGGGGUCAACAGAGGAGGAGGAGGAGGGGCUCUUGGGAGAAGGUGAGUUUCAGAGACAUGGGGAGCAGAUUCGGGUGGAUUGCAUGCUGGGAGGACUCCUGGCACCGCUUUAUAAAGAUCGGCCUUUCUGCAGUCCCAGGAUGGGGGUGGCUCAUGUGGAUGCUGUCCGCCACCAGUGGUCCAUGGAGAGAGAGAAGGGAGGACACCACGCACGCUCCAUUGUGUCCUCCUCUCUCUCUGCCUUUACCCUACCUGUGAUUAAACUGAAUAAUUGUGUUAUCGAUGAGCCAGAGAUGGAAGCAAUCACAGAGGAAGAGAGAGGAGGAGAGAGAAGAGGGGGGGGGGGACAAAUUGAAAGACCACAACCUCUUGGCUCCAUGGAAUCGUUGACCAUCCCUGUAGCAGUUGUUUCCAAAGCAUCCAAACCACCCACCUUGCACCGCAGCAACUCUGCCUGCUCUUCCUCUCCAGGCUCCCCUCUCUCCUCUUCCUCACUCUCCCCAGCUCCAUCCUCCACCUCGGGCUGUUGGCUCUCCCCUGGAGUGGCAAGGGUCGACUUUGGCUCCAACUCCUCUUUGCACGUGUUCAGUAGCCACUCGAAAUCUCUGGACCUGGAGCGUGGACCGAGCAUGCUGAUUGUGCGCCCGGAGCAACGGAAGCACCCAAGCUGGCCCCGUCUCGACCGCAGCAACAGCAGCCGAAACAACAGCAUCAACCGUGGUAGCAGCAAAGGCUACGUAAGACUAGAAGACAGGGAGGAGCAAGGGGAGAGGCUGCUAGGCAUGUCACCCGCUGCGAUGGCAAGGCGAGACUACAGUAAGCGAGAGAAGCUGCUGAUGAUAUCAAGGUCACACAACAACCUGAGCUUUGAGCACGAUGAGUUCAACAACAGCAUGCUAAAGAGGGGGAGCUCAGAAACUCGCUUCUAGAGCAGCUGACAGUUCUGGAUACAGCUCCGAACACACAGUAGCUCUGAGCGCAACAGAGAUUUAAGCUGGAGGCGUUUGAACAUUUUUGUUGUGCCAAGAGGAGAGAAUCCUUGGAGUGACAUAGUGAGUAGGGGGAAAUGGCCACCAACCCAGCCUGUGUUGGCAAGUAUAUCCGCCCGGCUGAAAUUUCCUUCACUAAGACACUGGAUCUUGCUACCAGCUCCAGUAUCUGACCCUUGCACUCUGAUACUUCUAUAGAAGUAUCCCAUUACAUCAUUAUAUAAUACAAAGAAGGUUCUAAUGCUCAAACAUGGAUCUGGGAAAAGUUUUAAAAAGGCCCUUCAAAAUGGUCCUUUAAAAAGUUUUAAAACGAUUCCAGAUGGUGUUCCAAUAGUGCUGUGAUAAGUUUUUCUUUCUUUUUCCAACAGCUGCCAAUGAUAUCUGUAAGCCUCAUGGCAGCUGGAGCUCUGAUCAGGUUGAGUUUAAUUACUGCACUUGGAAGAGCGGAAGUUGAACUUUUAUUGUCAAGAUACCUGUACCGCUUACAUGCGGUGGUAAUAGUCGGUUCUGAUAUGACUUCAUCGACACUAUCUCGACUUUCGAGUUUGAUGGCUGAGGAGGGUGGGAAGCCCUAGGACAAAUGACUGCGUACAUAUGAUCCUGAUAUCUGCUAGUCUAGAUGAUUACAAAGACGGGUGUAGUUUUUUGUUUUCUAAAACUUUUUACGAGCAGAGCGGCUCAUCUGAGGCCAAAUUCUAAAGGCCAAGGUGGACUUGAUUCUGAAUACACUUUUAUAAAUAAAUAUUGUUCCUCAUGUGGUACUUUAUAUAGACUAGACAUUUUUAACAGAGUUGAAACAAUAUGCGUUAAAUAACUGUCUGCUGAAGAAGUAAGUCAUGAGAUUCAGUAAUUUUAAAUGGGUUUUGGAAUGGGCAUCAAUUCAUUCUGGCACAUACAGAUGACUGAUCCAAUAAGGCCCUUUUCACAACGCACCCUAGCACAUUUUUAUUCCUUGGCUAAAUGGUCUUUUAGAGCAGAGGUGACUGGAGUUACACAGUGGCAUGGUCUAAUGCUGGGUUAAUUCUCUCCUGAGCCCUGGAUUUAAUGACAGCAUUUAGCAGUAAAUCCAGAACCUUGCCCUUGAAGUAGUAUACAAAGUGGCUAAAUUAGAAAAGGGCCAGCUCUUCUUUGCUAAGGAUGUGCAGUGUGAAACGUGUCUUCUGGGGUUGUAAACCGAUUCAAGUGAGUCACACGACAGCCCGUUGAAGAGAGGGAGAGGCGUCUCAGACACAACUUUCCAAAGACCAAAGGGUAUAAUUACAAUUGCUUGUGUGUGUGUGUGUGUGUGUGUGUGUGUGUGUGUG
Messenger RNA from Lampris incognitus (smalleye Pacific opah), 3804 nucleotides. It is a transcript of the gene tmem200a, whose product is annotated as transmembrane protein 200A. The transcript has 5 exons. Bases 656 to 2440 code for a protein of 594 amino acids. The record is from RefSeq and is a predicted model, not a curated record. Lineage: Eukaryota; Metazoa; Chordata; Actinopteri; Lampriformes; Lampridae.